CCCCGGGGCUCGCCGAUCCUUCGGCUCCAUCCCGCCGAAAGCCCCGCAGGAACAUCUCCCUCGCUUGCCAGCAUGAUCAAGGGCUGCCAGAAUGAGUGCACAGGCGGAGGAUGUUCAGGAGAAAUGGGAAAGCAAAUGACUGAGUCUUUCAAGGCUUCCGAUUUGAUUAUCACCCCAGCUACGACGUUCAAGGAAAAACCAGACCCCACUGGUUUGGUGUUUGGAACUGUGUUCACUGAUAAUAUGCUGACAAUUGAAUGGUCCUUGGCUUCAGGAUGGGAGAAACCCUAUAUUAAGCCACUGGAGAACCUUUCAUUACAUCCAGCCUCCUCAGCCCUGCAUUAUGCUAUAGAACUGUUUGAAGGGAUGAAGGCGUACCGAGGAGUGGAUGGCAAAAUCCGCCUGUUCCGGCCAACCCUGAACAUGGCCCGCAUGGCACGAUCAGCACGGAGAACAACUCUGCCAUCUUUUGACCAGAACGAGCUGUUAGAGUGCAUCCGUAAGCUUGUGGAAGUGGAACAGGAAUGGGUCCCGUACUCAACCUCUGCCAGCCUGUAUAUCCGUCCUACCCUAAUUGGAACUGAGCCUUCCCUUGGAGUGAAGAAGCCGACUAAAGCCCUACUGUACGUCAUACUGAGCCCUGUGGGCCCUUACUUUGCAAGUGGAAGCUUUAAUCCAAUAUCCUUAUGGGCAGAUCCAAAAUACGUAAGAGCGUGGAAAGGGGGAACAGGAGACUGCAAACUGGGAGGGAAUUACGGUUCUACUAUUUAUGCCCAGCAGGAAGCCCUGGAGUAUGGCUGCCAGCAGGUUUUGUGGCUCUAUGGAGAAGAUCACCAAAUAACUGAAGUUGGAACAAUGAAUCUCUUUCUCUACUGGAUAAAUGAAGAUGGAGAAAAUGAACUGGCAACGCCACCUUUAGAUGGCAUCAUCCUUCCUGGAGUGACAAGGCAAAGCAUUUUGGAUCUGGCACUCAACUGGGGAGAAUUCAAAGUGUCUGAGCGGUACAUCACCAUGGGUGACCUGACAGCUGCUUUGGAAGAGAACAGAGUAAAGGAGAUGUUUGGUGCUGGGACAGCUUGUAUUGUAUGUCCCAUCUCUAAAAUUUUAUAUAAGGGCAAGCACUUGCACAUUCCAACUAUGGAGAAUGGGCCUGAGGUAACAACCCGUUUCCUAAAUAAGCUAAGUGAUAUCCAGUAUGGAAGAGAAGACAGCGAUUGGGCAGUGCUGGUGUCAUGAAGGUGGCAGAGUUCAGACCCUCCAGACAGACCUGACACCUAAAUAAUGACAACUUCUGUAGCUGCCAGUGCGUAGCAUAGUCUCAGUAUCAAUUUGCUCCCCAGGAUGAUUGUUUCCACAAUCCAGCAAACGUGAACACAAUCAUUUUGAUUUCUACUGUAAUCCUGUUGGUAGAAGCCUGUCUUCUUGGUAGAGGUGCUAAAUGUUAGCAAUAGAACUUUCCUGAUGUAUUUCUUAGUGCCUCCUUAUAUACGGUCUGAAAACUUGUAAAAUGCUCUUCAACUGCUCUUCAGUUUGGUUUGUUUACUGCCACCAUCAGCAGAACAUGUGUCACAUGAAGAUGUUGUGUGUUAGCUGCCCACAGGGUUCUGUUGACAUUAUUCUGCCUUUUGCUCUGUGCUUGGGGAAACAAAUAGAUUUAGCCAUACACUCCGUCCUUUCAUACUUUGCUUGUAUGGGAGAUUCCUGAGUUUGCAUAGCCUGGUAGAUGCCCUCAUACUCUGUCCAAUAACUCUGGCCUUUAGCCCAAAAUUCUCUGAGUCAGUCUGAAUUGCAAGAUGGUCCCUGUUGGCCUAUUGCCCUUCCCUCCAUGGGGAUUUUCUGUGGCUGCUUGGGCAGUUCAUACCUCUCUAACAGUUGAAUACAUCCUUCUAGACAUGAUUUAAAAGGCUGUGUCAGGCCCUGCUGAGAUAAAAAUUCCCCUUUGGCCUAGCAGAGCUGGGCUCUGCAGACACAGUGUUGCCUUCCAGGUGAGUGUCUAGAAAAUGAGAUUAGACAAUUUCGGCUGUGAAAAUUGAACCCAUUCUUCACAGCAGCCAAACGUUUGGAUUGAGGAAUCUUUCAUCAUCCACUCACAUAGUUUAGGUCAGAAAAAUGUUUUUCUCAUCCCUUUCAUAUACCUGCUGUAUCCAGCCUCCAUUGGCACCUGUACUGUAUAAGGGCCUUCCUGUUAAGGAACAAGCAGUUUGUCAACAGAAAAUGUCUAGGAGGAAAGAGAUUUCAUUCAAACCCUGAUUUCAUUCUGGUUAAUUAUUAUCUCAUACAAUGCUAUUUUCUCACAUGCAGUCUUGAUACUUUGGAUUCAACACAGAGCAUGUAGCCCAUAGUUGGGGAAGUAACUUCUGCAAAUGUUCACUAACGAUCAUUCUAUAAUACUUAUUAGCUUUCUCCUUCUGCACACAGCUUUAUUGAACAGCUUUAAGAUACCUCUUGCCAAAAAGGAUAACCAUAUUCUGUAUCAAUGUUCCAAAGUGCUACUUCAGUAUAAAACUGGUGGAACUUUAUUGACACUUUAUUAGAGUUCUCUAAGAAGUAAAAGUGAAACAUUUUUUGUUCUAGUUAGCAGUAGAGAUGCAUCAGUAUUAAGGGAAGCAUUUAGCACUCUAAUUUUUUUGAAGACCAACAGUAUCUCUCCUAUGCUUAUUAAUUCCUUUGUAGUUACUGACAUAUGUUAACAUAGUUUAAAAAGACAAAAUAUAAUUUCUAAUGGACCAUCCAUGCCUUAUUCAGCUGUUAAAGAGCAGCCUUGUGGCUUCCUCUUCAUUUUUGGUCACAUUUUGAAGACUCUUCCUUAGCCAUCACUUUCUUCUGCUCCCUCAGAUCAUGAUUUUUUCUAUCUUUGACUGCAGUCCAGUCUGAUCUUUUAAUGAAGAACAGUUGAAGGUUCCCUCUGAAAAUGUAACUGUUGUUAAAAAUUGAUGGAUAAUUUUUUCUUUAUUCUACAACUGCAAGCACAACUUACAGUAGUCAUAGUGUUGUGACCAUUUGAAUCUGUAUCAUGUGCUGGUCUUUGUUCACUAUCUUACUAUGUGUUACAAGCUGCUGGUAGUCUUUCCUUUUAUUUAAUUAGAUGGCUGGAAAAAUUAACGAGGAAUAUGUUAAGAUGCAACAUGGGGUAGAGAGUUUUAUCCAACGAAACCAGUAUUGAAAAUUAAAGAGUGCCUUUACCCAGAGUGUGGUGUGGAGCUCUCUAAAGGUUAUGUAAUGAGCAACCGUUUGUGGCUUACUGCUACUGAGCUAUCUAAUCUUACCCUUAAAUUCAUCUUUGGUUUAGCAGCAAACGGAAAAGUGAAAAUACCUAACUUCAGAUGCAUGGCAAAGUGGUUGUGCAAUACCUUAACAUCUUAGCUUUGAGAGAGUUGAUAUAUGAUACCAUAUAUUGAAAAUCCCCAUGAAGGCCUAAGUAUACCAGCAGCAAUCUAUUCACUGGGCAGAAUGGAUAAGGACCAGUUAGAAUAAUUAUUUUAUUGAAAUGAAAACCUGAAAGUUGUGUAAAACUUUUCUUAAAUUGAUUGCAAGUCAUUUAGCAUGGAGAAACCAGAUGGUAUAAUUUGUUGUGUUUUGCAUGGUUUCCUGCACUGACCAGAGAGACUACCUCUCUUUUCUCUGCUGAUGGAGACUUCAAAAUGAAGAGAAUUGAUAGUGGAAUGACCCACAGAAAUAUGUGGUCUUUUCUUGCAGGGAAGAAUGAAAACAUAGUGUGUGUGUGUUAAUUGUUGUCUUUAACAUCUUGGUUAAUUGCCUUACUCUGUCUAUGUCAACUCAAAGCUGUGCUAGUUUCCAAGUGGAAUCCAGGGGAAUAGGUUUUAAACUUUGAAACCUAAAAUAAGAGAGCUGACAGGUCAGUAUACUGCAGGAAAUUCUUCUGAUGUUGCAUGCUAUCCUACUCUGAAUUCUGGUGGUGCAUUUUAUCUCAUUAACCAAAGGAAAGAAAUAACAUGUGUAAAUAACAAUCAGUAUUUGAUAUUGCAUUCUCCUUGCUUUCGCUUGUAAAAUUUAGGAGGGAACUGUGGUAUUCCCUGAGCUAGUAACAGAUUGUAAAAGAACAUCUGCACAUCUUUUCUCCAUGUGCCCUAUUUGUUUAAUUGCAACAGAUUUACAUAGAAAGAGUAUGAUACAUCAUAACUAGGCAAUUAUCCAUUCUUCAUCACUUAGUUAUGGUUCUGUUAAUUGAUCAUUUAAGACAUAAGAUAGUCUAACAUUAGGAAAAUUCGAAACUGUUCAAAAAUGAUCAACAAAUUAAUAUUGUUAUGUGAUAUUUGCAUAAUUGGCUGCAAUUAUUUAAUGUUUAAUUGGGUUGAUCAAAUGAGAUUCAGCCUUUCACAUGCUUAUGUUUUACAAACACUGGUACUUUAAAAUUAUAAUAAUGAAAUCUAAUUUUCAUACAUCCUUUCUUCUCUUCAUUCUUUUGAUUAUUAUUUUCAGUAUUGAGCAUGUCCUUAAUUUUCAGUUUGGUUAGCAUGUUUCAUGACUAGGAAAAAAGUCCUUCAAAUAAGAGGAUUUUCAUGAAACUGGCAUUUCAUACAAGCUGUUCUGGUGCCAAGAAUUAUGGCUUCAGCAACUGGCAUUACUUAACCAGAUUGUUAACUGCAGUGAGGGCAAAUUCACUGAGAAUUGACAGGGACAGACGCAGGUGAGAAUGCUAAUAAAGGUUCCUAGGAUAGAUAAUCUGUUCAGUCUGUAGCACUGCAAAGCAAACAUGAUUUUUCUGGGGUAUAGAAGGGAAGACAGACAAGACAAAAGCAAAGUAGUGAGAUCUCUCUGCCCAGCCAUUGUUUACACCUGUUCAAUAAUCUCAAGCCUAAAAGCAGUUAUCAGCCACUCCUCCUCUUUGUACAUAACCUCUUGCUGGAGUUUGCCUAAUUCAAACCAUGA
This is a messenger RNA of Sturnus vulgaris (Common starling), 4890 nucleotides long. It is a transcript of the gene BCAT1, whose product is annotated as branched chain amino acid transaminase 1. The record is from RefSeq and is a predicted model, not a curated record. Lineage: Eukaryota; Metazoa; Chordata; Aves; Passeriformes; Sturnidae. Gene Ontology annotation, cellular component: mitochondrion. Gene Ontology annotation, molecular function: branched-chain-amino-acid:2-oxoglutarate transaminase activity. Gene Ontology annotation, biological process: L-valine biosynthetic process; L-leucine biosynthetic process.